Messenger RNA from Spirodela intermedia, 6452 nucleotides. The record is from the annotation of a GenBank genome assembly. Lineage: Eukaryota; Viridiplantae; Streptophyta; Magnoliopsida; Alismatales; Araceae.
AUGGGGUGGGCGUCUGCACUCGUCCAUCAACAGCACCAUGGCGGGGGAGUCCCGCUGAAGUUCUCGCGGCGAUUGGGAGCUCGGCGCCUCGGCCGCUCCCAGGAGCUGGUUCUCCUGCAAAUUCGCACACAAGUCGCUUCCAUCUCCCACGCCCGUACGCAACAAUUCCUUCUUGCUGCUGUCGUAUAUGGUCAUUGCUUUCCUUUGUCUGAUGUUUGGCUUCAAUAGUUCAUCACUUGCUCAAUUUCGAUAUGUGCCUUGUGUUUUACAGUUUUGAGUGGUCGCCGACUGCGCUGGUCUGGGGUUCGCUGCUCCCCUCGGACCAAUCUGCCGGACGUCCUGACGGAAGGUCGAAACUCUUCUUGCUUGUGGUAUUUAUUCUCCUGCUUGGAUAUGUUCUAGCUGUUGUCUACUUACCUUGAGCUUUCUCUUGGUGGCCAGUUCCCUCCCCGGUAUGUUACGAUGAAUCUUCAAUGCUGUUUGAUCAUGUGGUACACUUAUAUCUUUCUGACGAAGGAUGAUAUCUUUACAUAAAUUUUAUGCCGUCACAACUUUAAUCGCGUCUUAAAUUUGAAUGAUCUUCCUCUUUCCGAGACUAAAAUUCCUAUGCCCAUUUGGAAUCCAGCGAUUUCAUUCCCUCCUGUCUUUACAGAAAGAAAGUUUGCAACCUUGACAACUUGGAUUUUAAUCUUCGCUAAUGUUCCAAACAACGACCGCAAACGAGUGUAUUAUUCUAUGCUCAUAAAUUGAAUCAAAGAAUUUUUGACUGGAAAAAAGGGAGAGAGUAACGCAAAUUCGAAGAGGAUAAACGAAACUGUAAUCGCAAUUCAAGGGAGUCGGAAACGAAAAUUCAUAACUAUUAGCGGGAGUAAAAGAAAAUUAUAGCAUAAUGACACCAUUGCAUUCACUACUGAGCUCUGAAACAAAUUUGGCAUUCAAAAAGCUCGUGCACAACCUAAAACACACCUGUUCUUAUCCCGGGAUAUCUGGACGUAUUAGGAGCUUAUGAAUAAAAAAUUCGCUUUUGAUAAUCUCAGCUCCUGACACCAUGAGCUUGACUUCUUGAAAAUAUGAUUUCACCCUGAUGAAAACUAUUGAAAAGAAAAAUUAAAAACCAUUAGAAAAGAAGAUAAUGACUAGUCUUUAUUUUCAUGUUACCUUUAUGAAAUUUUCUGUGACAUAUUCUAAUAGUCCUUGAUUUGAUUCAAUUUUGGUGGGAAGUAAAAGUAUGCUUCCUAGCAAACGGUUGGCGUUACCACACUAUGUCUAUAUACCCACCCCUCUAUCUUCAGUGCAUUUUCAUCUAGAUUGUGCUACUUGUAAUGUAUGUAACCUGCUAUUUAGAAAGAACCUACCACGGACACAGAAGUAACCCGGUAGAUAUCAGAAACUUCUAUAAACAGUCGAGGUGAUAAGGGUCUGAGUUGCAUAAUCGGUAGGCAUGACAGUGUGCAAAACACGUUGAUUUAAUUUCUUCACCUGCAUUUAUUUUUCAUCCAGUCUGAUUGGAUGCUUGACACGUGCGCUUUGAGAAGUUUUUUUAAUGUGAACUUUUUUUCAUGUCUUUUAGAGGCCCGAUUACCUCUGACUGUCCAAAAAACUGUAUACUGUACGCAAGGACUUAUUGAGAACCUAUGCAAAGCUUCAUUAUGUUACAGCCAAUAUUCAUUCAUCUGAACACUGUUUUGUAUUUUGAUGGCGUAUUUCUUCCACCAUCUAUCCGAAGGGCUGGUUGUAAUGAAUUUUCCGUAUGUACUGAUGCAAGACCCACACUGUUCUAGCCAACUGGUGACGGUUAAUCUACAAAAAGUUGUUCAAAUGAUACUUUGUUUGAAAAAAAAAUAUGGUGAAAUUGAUCUGCAGAAGAACAGGACAUACCUGGUGAGGGUGGAAGUAAAAGCGAGGCAUCCUUUGGUCCCCCAUCUGUUAGCUAUUCAAGUUCAUUGACGGAGGGGGUUGAGCAUGAUAAAGGAUCUCUUGUAAGACUUGUUGUUUUCUGGGUGAGUCCUGAUUUCUCGACAUGUCCCUAUUAUAACUAGUUUUUCUCGUAGCUAUUUUGAGCUUCUCCUUCUCCUUUUACAGAUUUUAGCUGCUGUUGUUUUUGGUGUUGGUUUGGGUGUAAGAGAUGGGGCAGAAAAGGCUUCAGAGUUUUUUGCCGGGUACACAGAACCAAAGCAACCUUAAAAUACAACUCUACUUGUUCUUGAAACAUGCAAUUGUCUUAAUGCUGUAAUCUGAAGGAAGAACAUUGAAUUUCUCUCAUUUUUCUGUUUUUUUGUAUGUUUUCAGGUACAUACUAGAAAAAAGUUUGUCUGUUGACAAUCUCUUUGUCUUUGUCUUGAUUUUCAAAUACUUCAAAGUGCCACUUCCAUAUCAGGUGAUUCAUCUUUACUUAGACAUUCGUCUACUUUCGCUUUACAUCUUUCUAAUGAUGUUUCUUGGAUCAAGAGUCGCGUGCUUUCAUAUGGAAUUGCUGGAGCUGUUGUCUUUCGUGCAAUAAUGAUCCUGCUUGGAGCUGCAACCCUUCAGGUUUCUAUUUUUGUCUAGAUUGAGGCUUGAUUCUUCAUAUUUCCUGUCCUAAUCUAUUUUAUUUUAUGUUGUCGUGCGUUUGAUCAUUAACUUUUUUUCUUUUCAGAGUUUUGAGGCAGUUAACUUGCUGCUGGCUGCAAUUCUUAUUUAUUCAGCAUAUAAGGUGACAUCUCUGAACGACCUUAGUCGGUUUCUGCUUGACCAAUGGGACAUUGAUUUGACACAUCUACUUUAAUGUCAUUAAAUCCGAAGUUAAAAGCAAUUUUAUCUUUCCUCUGAUUUUGGUUGCUCCAUUUUAUUUCGAAAUCACGCAAAUAAGGAAUUAGUUUUUUUUUUAUACGAGAUCAACCUGUGAUACUUUUUCUAGAAUGCCUGAACAUUUCUCAUUCAGUCAGACAAAGCUCCAGUUCUAACCGUAAUGAUCAUCUCAAAAUCCAUUGUAUAAUAAAAGUUUCUCAUACUCUGGCCUAACCAGAUCAUUUAUUUUCUCCCAGUUCCCGUACUUAAGCUUAUAAAUGAUAUCUAGAGAGCCAAUUUCCAAAGAGUAUAUACGAAUCUGGGCACACCUUGGUUUAUUUGGACUUCCUUUUGAAUUGUGUGACGGCUUCAUUAUCAUAAAAACAAAACAUGCUUCAUUGGAUACGACUAAAAAGGGAGAAUCCUUCCACGGUGCUACUUAUGUUGCGAAGUUGAGGUACUCUAUUUCACAGAAGAAGCCAUUUUUUAAAACCUGCAAAUUGUCACUGAUAUAAUGACUUUUAGUUGUCCAAUCUGGGGUCAGUGUGACUCCCAUUCUAGUUUUCUGACUUCUUUGUAAACUAUCAAAAUAGGCUGCAGAGGUAUCUCUUUGUUAUCCGUGUAUUUGUAAUCCCCAGGAGAUUUAGUAUCCAAUAUAUUGUCACUCUAUUGACGAGACAUGAAUUUGCUUUUAAACUUAUAAGGUAACAGAAAGAGACAAUAUAUAGCCUUAGACGCAAGCUCUAGCAAACAGGGUAUCAUUCUUGUUCUAAGUUUUUUCUGGUGGAUUUAACAUUCGACAUGGUCCAUGUGAUACGGUUGUACAUGUUUUUAUAAGAGUACUCAGCCUUAGAGCGCUGACGAUGUUAUAAAUUGGCAUGUGACUUCUAAAAAUUGAUUAGUACUAUGGUUCCAUAAUUGACAUCUAUCACAGAUACCCGUACUUAAUGGCGCCUUACAUAUUUAAACAAGUACUAUGGUACCAUAUCUGUUUGAACGUGUUAAACUUCAUGCUGCAGCUGUUCGCUGUUCAGGAAGAGGAAACCGACUUGUCCAAUAACUUUAUAGUGAAGACAUGCCAGAAGUUCAUCCCUAUCACAUGUGAGUAUACACGCACUUUAUCCCACUAUUUUGGUGAAUAGUUCGGAAUUUUGUUUAUAGCGCAGUGGGUACACUUGCUAUUUGACCAAAGUUUAGCUACAUGAUUUCUUACUAUCUAUUUUGACUCAUGAACAAGAAGCAAGGACCGAUCCUUUAGUGUCAUACUGUUGCGGGUCUGUGUAUAUCAUGGCAUAUGUUUCUUGUGUCAUAUACAAAUGAGCCUAUGUUGAUUGAAAUCUCUCUCGCAAAUGAUUGGUGGUGUAGCUAAUAUAUAUUUUAAUGAUGGGUUUAUUUUUUAUAUUAGUCUGAUCCAACUGCCCUACAUGCAACUUUGUCUCGUAUGAUCAUAUUAAAUAAAUGUACAGCAUUGAAUAUAAUAUUUCUCCUGUUGUUGCAGCUUAUUAUGAUAGUGAUCGGUUCAUAACAAUCCAGGAUGGCGUACAGAAAGUGAGUCCGUACAUUAUCUGGUUUAUACUUUCUUCUAUUAAAAGUAUACUGUAACAUGCUUGUGCGAUUAAAAAUGUUGAACGAAGUACAGGGUGUUACGUGGUUUUAAAUCACUAUUGAAAUCGUUUUGUCAGGCGACACCUUUACUGCUCACAUUGGCAGUCAUCGAACUCAGUGACAUUGCAUUUGCAGUAGGUCCUCUACUUCCUUGUCAUAUCAUUUUGAUUGUCGAAAUCUGUUGAUCUCACAAUGGUUUUCAUUUUCUCUUUUAGAUUGAUUCAAUACCUGCUGUUUUUGGCGUUACAAGGGAUCCUUUCAUAGUGUUCUCUUCAAACAUGUUUGCCAUCUUAGGUAAUGUUUUAUGAAGUCUCCAUUCACUUACUGUGAAAUAAGGACUGCCUCCUCGUUGAAUUUCUUCAUAAAGUUUUGCUAUGUUGUUUAACGUAUCUUCAAAAUAUUUUCAGUGAUUCUUCCCUUUACUCUCUCCGGUGCCUAUCAAUUAUACUGAGUUGACAUUCUGUUGAGUGAUGACCAAUUUUGAUCAAUGAUUACGUUAUUGUAAAGUAGAUAAUUAUAAAUAUGUGCUUCUUUUCCACCUGUUGUACUGAGGUUUUGGGAGAAGCAGUUAGAAGCUAUCCAUAAGCAGUUUCAGGCUAUCAUUGUGUGUUUAGGUUUUCUUAGUCAUAUGUUGUUUAGCAUAGAGGUGAAUUGUUAUAUUUUUUUGAGUUAUUUUCUGUUGCAUAUCUCAACGCUAUUCAGUUGAAGCUUGGAUACUCCACAACUCCUUAGACAGUUUUUCAGCUCUUCUCAAUAUGACGUUUCUCCCCUCAUUCCAAUAUCCCAUAUUUGGAAGUUUUUGCAUUAUUUAGGGUAUUCUUUAUCCAUCGUGACUGUAUCUUUUAUCACCAACUCUAUCUUUAGCGUUAUCAGAAUCUAGAAGUUUUCAGUCUUUGGAAUUGGAAAAUUGCAAUCUGACUGUUUAUACCAGGCAAUAUUUUUAUAACUUUGCCUGUUAUAAAAAUAUUCCCGAGCAGAAGCAUGCAUAUUUAUGUAUAAGCAUAUUCCAUCUAGGAUUAGAUGGUUAACUGACAUGCCGUUUCCUGAAUGGUGUUGUAGGUCUAAGAUCAUUAUAUGUUCUUAUCUCAGAAAGUGUGGGCGACCUAGAAUAUUUGCAGGUGAAAAUAUUUUUUUAAAUGCUUUUUUCCCCCAUAUUUGCAUGCUUAAUAGUUUUCUUUAGUUUUUUUUAUUUGAGUUGUGAUGUGCAUUAUCCUUUACUAUUUUCUGAAAAAAAAAAAAAAAGAAUGUCUUACUAACGCCCACUUUGGGAAAACAGGUUAAUACUCUGCCUCAUUGAUCACACAUGAUAUACUUCUUUUAGCAUCUGAUUUGUGUGGAUCUACUCGAAUAUAUCCCUGAUAUAAUACUUAUAGAAUCGCUUGAGUCUGUAUUAUUUUUCUAAAAAAUGAGUUAUUUCUACAAACGCGCAAGCCCAAACAAAGUCCAACUUAUUCACACUUCUUCACUCACGGUCAGAUAUCUCCAAAGCUAUGUCUUACCUUAUUGACGAUGUUGAACUGUAAUUCUCCUCGCGGGCUCUUGGAUGCAUAGUGCACCAGAACUGACUCACCUAUGAUUAGAAAAUGAACAGAAAAGUCAACGAUGGGUUUCCCCUUGGGCAGGUGUCUUUACCCGUUUCCCUUUUCUACCCAUUAUUGGAAUAGACACACAGUUUUGAGAAGCACAACAAGAGGGGCGUUUUCCCUUUUCUCUUGGCCGGAAACCUGGUCAUUUUUAGCAAAGCUUUCUUAAUAUAGUCGUAUUUGUACUAUUUCAUCAUAGAUUCUGGAGUAAUUCACUUGCCUCUCAUUUUUUCAGCCCGCCAUCGGACUGGUUCUGGGUUUCAUCGGGUCUAAGAUGAUCUUCGACUUCUUCGGUGAGCUUCUCAGUCUUUUUUCCUCGCCUUCUGUGCGUUCGAUGCCAUGGUUUCUUGAACCAGACGAUGAAUGCUCGCUUCUCGGUGUUAAAGAAUUAUGUCGAUCUCUCCAGGUUAUCACAUAGCGACGGAGGUUUCUCUGGGUCUUGUCGCCGCGACCAUCGGGUCCGGAAUAUUACUGAGCGUUACUAAGAAAUCUGAUUGA